Messenger RNA from Porites evermanni, 1124 nucleotides. The record is from the annotation of a GenBank genome assembly. Lineage: Eukaryota; Metazoa; Cnidaria; Anthozoa; Scleractinia; Poritidae.
AUGUGCCUCCUCCUUGGUCAGCUUAUCAAGGAGAAACCAAUUCAAAGGGUCAAGGAUGCCAAGUGGUUUAUUAUCUUAGUUAACGAGGUGACGGAUUGUGCUACACUAGAGCAGAUGUUGAUCUAUAUUGGUUAUGUUGAUGAGGUAGGGAAGACAUUUUGAUUUUCUUGAAGUAAAAGAUGUUCUUGAAACAUCAGAAUCAGCAGAUUCUGAGACUCUCACAAGGAUCAUCACUGAGGAGCUGAAAGCAUGUGGUCUAAACCUUGCUUUAGUUUGUGGUUUUGGCUCAGAUGGUGCUAGUGUCAUGACUGGCAAAAAUAAUGGUGUUGGUGCCAGACUUCAGAAAGUGUGUAGCAUCAUGGUACGCAGUCACUGCAUUAACCACAGGCUUGCCUUAGCAUGCAGUGAUGCCAAUGACCGCCUAUGCUAAUGAUGACCCCACAAAACAGAAAAAUCUGUCCAAGUCUCUGGCAGUGAAGAUACAGAAAGCUUGCAGGACAAGGUGGCUUUCAACUGGCCAAAGUGUUUCAAGCGUCUGCCGAAACCUUCUUACCCUGAUGCAGACAUUGAGGCAGUUUAAGGAAGCUGAUGCUACAGCUCAAGGUCUUCUAAAGACAAUGAAUAACACCAAGUUUGUUGGCACGAUGCUUCUACUGAAUGCAGUUCUACCUCAUCUCAACACCCUUAGCAAGGCGUUCCAAAAAGAUCAAACAUGCUACACCUCCAUCAGACCUGCACUUGAAAAUACCAAAUCCAGACUUUUUGAAAUCCGGUCCUCCUUUGACCUUGUUCUUGAGUUGCAAACAACCAUUCAGCCAGGUGGGGACUAUGCUUCUUUGGAACUGGAGCUUACAGAUGAUGGCCAGAUAGAAGCAUUCUUGAAAAAUCUUGUAGUUAACUACACAACUGCCCUUGAGAGGAACCUAGAUAGAAGAUUUCAAGAGGCAGCGCCCGUUCUUGAAACAUUUUCAAUCUUUGAUCCGAGCUGCCUCCCAAAGCCAGAGGACCCAGCCUUCAAGAAGUAUGGUGUGGAUGAAGUAAAAGUGCUGUGCAAGCAGUUCCAGUUUCACAAAGAUCACACACUUGCACAGUGGUACAACUUCAAGUACCUGAUGUCAUCAUGA